This is a messenger RNA of Dunckerocampus dactyliophorus (ringed pipefish), 3413 nucleotides long. It is a transcript of the gene mtrf1, whose product is annotated as mitochondrial translational release factor 1. Bases 1840 to 3165 code for a protein of 441 amino acids. NCBI's taxonomy places the organism in Eukaryota, Metazoa, Chordata, Actinopteri, Syngnathiformes, Syngnathidae. Gene Ontology annotation, biological process: translational termination. The transcript has 9 exons. Gene Ontology annotation, molecular function: translation release factor activity. The record is from RefSeq and is a predicted model, not a curated record.
CGCUCAUUUCCACUCCUCAAUAUCCUGCAGCUAUAUCUAUUUAUCACUAACCACCGAAUCACUCGAUGAUCCCAGCUUCAUUUUCAGCUCAGCUAUCUGUCUCUCCAUGCGGUAGACGUCACUGGACAUCUGCCUGCAUAAGCCAGAGACAAGGGAGGAAAGAUUCUGGAAAGUGUCUGCAUUGGAUGAGUCUUUACCUGUGGAGAGCCUGCGCCUUGCUCAGCUGGCGAUGGAGGCACUUGACCAUGGCUGCAAAGCGCUUGUUUUGAAUCUGAUAAAACAUUGAUUAUUCUUUCAGUGUACCCCGCCUGUCGCCCGAAGUCAGCUGGGAGAGGGUCCAGCAAAGCGGCAUAGAAAAUGGAUGAAUGGAUGAUUAUUCUGUCAUGAUUUUGUCAUACCUCAAUGUCUUUCUUUAUCUGUGCAUGGCUUUCCAACUCUUUUUGCAGAUUUUCUCUCCUCUCAGCUAUAGUUUUCCUCAUGGCAGCAAUCUCCUCUGUCAGAGCAUCAACCUCUCUCUGUAGACAAAAUAUCAGCAACUAUACGCCAUGUGGAAGUAAACUUGGAUCCCCUAUCUUAAAAUGCACCUUUGCCGUCCGGGCUGUAUUUCCCUGAGAAUUCUUUAAAUCCUCCUUCAGCUCCUCCUUGGCCUUCCUCAGGCUCUGAAACAGCGCCCGCUUCUCCUCCAGCUCCUUGCAAGCCAAAGUCCAGCCAGACGCAUGCAAAACCGCCUGUCUGUAGUCAUUCAUCUUUCUUCGAUAAAUUUCAAACCGUGUCUGUGCCGUGCAGGCCUUCUCUUCGGCCUCGCUUAUUUGCUCGAGGAGUUUUGUGUUGUCCGCUCUGAUGGAAGCACACUGGUCAUGUCGGGCCUGCAUCUGCCUCUUCAAAUGCAUCAUCUCACCCUCAAGGAAGAGGAGCUCUGUGGAUUUACAUCUCAGCUUCUUCUCUGCCUCAUCACCUGUCUUCUGCAAAUCUGCCAGUGUCACCUGGUAAAGGCAUCCACCGUUCUUCCUUUAAUUGUGACCACUGAUAUUUGAUGAACACAGAUAGUGAUGAAAAUAAAGUGUUUUUUUUAUAAAUGAUUAAACGGUGAACCUGAAGGGAGCUGAGAGUCAUCUGCUUCUCUUGAAGCGCUUCCGUCUGAGUGUAGCCAUGUUGGCUAAUGCUUUCCAGGGCUUGGGUUAAUGAUAAUUGGUUGUGGCCUUCUGAAGAUGACAUAACAACAACCUAUCGACUUAUUUGUUAGCACACACAAUGGCCACAUCAUCAAAUGUGGGUUUAACGUCCAUACAAUUACCAAAAGUUGAAAUGUUAAAGCUAACUAACGAGGUCAGCAUCGAAUAAUGUCGUUUUUUUAAAUAAUUAAACUAUUACAUUUUCCAAAUUAUUAUUUAGUUAUUAAUAACAUUACCAUUUGUACAAGCUGCCAUUUUAACACCGUCGGAUAGGAUAACGUUUUAGUGACCAUUUACAUAACCGAACUAAAAUGAUUAUAGCGACAGAAUGGCCAUUAGCUUGUCAUAUCUUAAAUUAAAACUCAUACUCCCAGAAUUCUCUGCGGCCAACCAGUGUUGCAAUUGUCUCGCGAAAGAACCAAGAGACUGGCUCGACAAGGAAGUUGGGGGUUCGUAGGCGACUUUACAAAAAAUGCCAACUAAAACAACAGGGAACUUGGAAAUUUGCAAACUACUUUCCAAAAAACAAGCCCAAAGUCGCUAGCGCCCUUACGCCAUUUCCCAAACUACUUCCGGGUUUCGAGUUAAUGUUGUUGCAUGGCACUACAGUAUCACUUAUUAUACCAUUUUAUAUUCGUCGUUUUCAUGUAAACAAGUGAGUUCUCAAAUGUUUUUUCGCAGUUGGUCCCGCUUGUGUUCCGUCACUCACCGCGAAGUAUACAACCUGAAAAGAGGACGGUGGAGGGCAAUCUCAGGACAUACUAGUUCAAAUCAUGCUAAUAUGUUAGUGGUGCAACGCAGUGUUGCUUUGGCGUCAAGGCGCCUUUGUCGCAGUAGUUAUGCGGGUGACUUGUACAACAACGGUUCCGUUCAGAAGUAUAUUCAACAACUUAUGGAGGAGCACAGACGUCUCCAGCAGAAGUUACAACGUGCAAACCUGAACGAAGCCGACAGGAAAGUGAUGAUGAAGAAGUACAGCCAGCUGCUGCCCUUGGCAAAUCUCUUUUACAGUGUUGAACAAGCUCUGAAAGACCUUGUGGAAGUUCAGGCCCUUUUACAUUCAACCCCCCAAGGUGAAGAGCAGUUCAUCCAGCUGCUGAAAGAAGAAGAGGCUCUUAUCUCCCACAGGAUUUCAGACUUGAGAAAAGAGUUGAUGAACGCGCUCGUGCCGACUGACCCUAUGGACUCGACUAAUGUCCUACUGGAGGUGGUCUCAGGACGAACAACAGGAGGUGAUAUAUGUCAGCAGUUCACCCGAGAGAUGUUGGAGAUGUAUCGGGGUUUUGCCGCUCACAAGAAGUGGGAUUUUGAGACGUUGAACUACACACCUGCUGAGUAUGGGGGUUUGCAUCAUGCGGCUGUGCUGAUAUCCGGGGAGGACGUGUACAGGCGUCUGAAACAUGAAGGGGGAACACACCGGGUGCAGAGGAUCCCCGAAGUGGGUCUCUCCUCCAGGAUGCAGCGCAUUCACACUGGAACCAUGACCGUCAUCAUCCUGCCUCAGCCUGUUGAGGUGGAGGUCAGCGUCGAUCCCAGGGAGCUGCGUGUUGACACCUUCCGAUCUCGAGGUGCGGGGGGCCAAAGCGUCAACACGACGGACAGCGCUGUGCGCGUUGUUCACCUUCCCUCGGGUAUGACAGCGGAAUGUCAGCAGACCCGCUCCCAGCUGCAAAACAGAGAAACAGCCAUGCGCUUGCUGAAGGCCCGCCUCUACCAGAGCAUGCUGGGUAAGGAGACCGAGCAGAGGCGUUCAGCGCGGAAGAAGCAGGUGGGCACGCGCUCCCAGUCGGAGAGGAUCCGCACAUACAACUUCAGCCAGGAUCGCAUCACAGACCAUCGGACAGGCUUUGUUGGCAGAGAUAUUAAGGAGUUCAUGCGAGGGGGGGACGCGCUGGAUGAGCUCAUCACGGACGUACUUGAACACGCAGAAACGGGGGCUGUGCUGGACCUGGUGGAGAGUGGUGGCAACGGCCUGUCCAGGUCUGCAGAUUGAUUCACAAGCUGCACAAGUCACAAUGCAAAUGAUUUAUUAUGAUUAUUAUUUAUAUCAUGUUUUAUCUUCAUCACUUUUAUAAAUCCAAUAAUAUCAUGGUAUAAUAGUUGUAAGUGAUACAAACAAUUGCUAAAUUGCAGCAGUAGAUUUUGUGCAAACGUGUUUUAUUUUUAAACGUGUAACAUGUUCAGCUUCAGCAGCCUCUGUGAUGCCGGUCAUUUAUUCUUACAUAAAACAUGAAACGCACA